This is a messenger RNA of Oryctolagus cuniculus (rabbit), 2314 nucleotides long. It is a transcript of the gene SLC17A4, whose product is annotated as solute carrier family 17 member 4. Gene Ontology annotation, molecular function: transmembrane transporter activity. NCBI's taxonomy places the organism in Eukaryota, Metazoa, Chordata, Mammalia, Lagomorpha, Leporidae. The record is from RefSeq and is a predicted model, not a curated record. Gene Ontology annotation, cellular component: apical plasma membrane. Gene Ontology annotation, biological process: sodium-dependent phosphate transport; transmembrane transport; monoatomic anion transport.
AUGUGUCCUGAAGCAGCUGUCAAGACCACAGAUGUUUCUAAGGAGAACAAUCAACAAACGACUCAAGAGCAAAUCCCCAGGAAAGGUUUUUGUACAGUCCGACAUGGCCUGGCCUUCAUCUUGCAUUUCUGUAAUUUUUCAAUCUACGCCCAACAGACGAACCUGAGCAUCGCCAUCACAGCCAUGGUGAACAACACGGCCCUGCCCAGCCAGGCCAAUGCCUCCUUGAGCUCCCAGGACAACUGGAAUGAAACGCAGACGGAAUUCCAGGCAACAGCCCCUGCAUAUGACUGGAGUCCUGAAAUCCAGGGGACCAUCCUCAGCUCCCUCAACUAUGGCUCGUUCUUGGCUCCCAUUCCCACUGGCUAUGUGGCUGGAGUAUUUGGAGCCAAGUACGUGGUUGGUGUUGGCUUGAUUGCUACCUCAGUCCUGGGCCUCCUCAUUCCACUGGCCGCUGACGCUGGAGUGGCCUGGCUCAUUGUUGUUCGCGUUUUUCAAGGCAUAGCCCAGGUUAUGGUUUUCACAGGUCAGUAUGCACUUUGGGUCAGAUGGGCUCCACCUGUGGAAAGGAAUCAACUCAUUAGCAUUGCUGUAUCAGGGGCGAAGCUGGGAUCCUUUCUUGUGCUCCUUGUUGGCGGUCUCAUCUGCCAGAACCUAGGGUGGCCUUAUGUCUUCUAUAUUUUUGGUGCAAUUGGGUGUGUCUGUUGUCUUCUCUGGUUUCCUCUUGUUUAUAAUGACCCCAAGGAUCAUCCCUUUAUCAGCGCGGGUGAGAAGAGUUACAUCGCGUGUUCACUGGCUCAGCAGGACUUGCCAAAGAAGUCUCUUCCCAUUAAAGCUAUGAUCAAAUGUCUACCACUUUGGGCCAUCUUAGUAUCUUAUUUUUGUGAAUACUGGACUGUUCAUAUAGUAACGUCAUACUCACCAACAUACAUCCGCUCUAUACUUCAAACCAGCGUCACAACUAGUGGGAUGCUGUCAUCACUGCCACAUAUCUCUGGCUGUAUCUGCAUUAUCCUUGGAGGUCUACUGGCUGAUUUUCUCCUCUCCAGAAAAAUUCUCAGACUCAUCGUCGUCAGGAAACUCUUCACUACUAUAGGGGUCCUUGGCUCCUCUGUGGUCCUCGUGUCUCUGUACUGGGUCAAAUCCAGCCCCGCGGCCACCAUCACCUUCUUGAUACUGACUACCGUCUUCACCAGCUUCAAUCAGCCAGGCUCCCUCAUAAACUUCUUGGAUAUUGCUCCUCGGUACGCCGGCUUUAUCAAGGGACUAAUGCAAGUGUUUGCAAUCUUAGCUGGAGCCAUCUCUCCCACCGUUGCUGGAGUUUUAGUCGGUCAGGAUUCAGAAUUGGGUUGGAGGAAUGUCUUCUUGCUUGCAGCUGCCAUUGACAUUUCUGGCUUGAUCUUCUACCUCAUCUUUGGCCGAGCACAUGUGCAGGACUGGGCUAAAGAGGAGACAUCCACCCAUUUCUGAGAGAGCCAGUGUUUUCCAAGAGAACUUGGCCAUGGAAUACCAACGACAUUGUCAUGCCUGGAGAUUUUAAAGGAAGAAAAAGGGCAACAGCUCCUGUGUCUGAGUUUCUGUGAGUUCUCCACUCUUUCCACUGUUCCUGUGGUGAAAACAUCAGGGGCUGGAAGGACAUUUUCUCAGAAAAGCAGAGGAGAAAGCUGGAACCAUGGGAGUGGGGAUUGAGAAUCACAAGGAGAGUGGGGCCCAACCACCCUGAGAGCUGUCAUCGAAGGAAAACCUGCAACAAGGGAAAGCAUCGUAACUUCUGGAGGCCAAAACAGGCAAAGCUGCUGAGAGAUCCCAGUGAGAAGCGAUACAAGGCCACUCAGACUUGGCACGGAGAGGAGGCCUAAGUGAAAAAUGACAAAGACGGAAGGACGAUAGCGUGAACUCAUCACGACAAGGCAAGUCAGCAUUCCUGCAGUUAAGGAGCAGGACCAGGCUCCCACUCUUGCAGAUGACUGGCUUUCCACGGAUGCUGCUGUGGAGCUGGAGCCACCCCCAGGAUGCCUGAGCUACACAGGCACUCUCCCCCAUCAGCUCCCUCACUCUGACCUUCCUUCUGGCCAGCUCGACCCCAGUCCCACAUCUGGCUUGUGGAUAUGGGCACAUCCUUUGCAUCUCAGUGAGUGGACACUAUCCAGUUUCUCUCUCCUCCCCUUCAUGCUGUCACCCCCAUCUUGGGUACCCAUUGCUCCUCUGACUUGGAAUCCUACUCACCAUCCCAUGGGCCUAGUUCAAUGUUCACCUCCUUCACCUGAAAUGUCUUCCAAAAUACAUGCAAGACCCACAUUGGCUUGAGCCUGUU